Messenger RNA from Argiope bruennichi, 1011 nucleotides. RefSeq names its product proton-coupled zinc antiporter SLC30A2-like. NCBI's taxonomy places the organism in Eukaryota, Metazoa, Arthropoda, Arachnida, Araneae, Araneidae. The record is from RefSeq and is a predicted model, not a curated record. The transcript has a single exon. Bases 1 to 1011 code for a protein of 336 amino acids. Gene Ontology annotation, biological process: zinc ion transmembrane transport; response to zinc ion. Gene Ontology annotation, molecular function: zinc ion transmembrane transporter activity. Gene Ontology annotation, cellular component: plasma membrane.
AUGGCUUCAGAAAGCCAAAGCUGUUCAGACGAUAUGCUUACUAGUCACCGUUCCUAUGUAAAUACUGUAUAUGGUACAAAUUAUCAGUAUUCUUCAGACAACAUGAAAAAAAAGGAUAAAAAAAGAUUAAUAAUAGCAUCUGUAUUAUGUUUAAUGUUCAUGAUAGCUGAAGCGAUUGGAGGAAUUCUCUCGAACAGUCUUGCUCUGAUGACCGAUGCAGCACAUCUGCUGACCGAUUUUGGAGCUUUUCUGGUCAGCCUUACUUCCUUAUUUAUUGCUGGAAAGAAACGAACCCGAACUAUGACUUUCGGUUACCACAGAGCUGAAGUUAUUGGAGCUCUUGUAUCCAUUUUAUCUAUUUGGCUGCUAACUGGUAUUUUGUUUUAUGCAGCUAUUCAGAGAUUUAUAACUUUAAACUUUGAAAUAGAUGCUACUAUAAUGCUGAUUGUCGCGGCAAUUGGCAUGUUUGCAAAUAUUGUGCUUGCAAUAGUACUGUUAUUCCCUGACACCUUUAAAAAUAAUGGAAAUAUUGAAAAGAACUCAGUCCACAAUCGGCGUGGUAUUGCGUUAAGGUCUGCUUUUAUUCAUGUCUUAGGAGACUUUGUUCAUACAGCUGGUGUGUUUGUAGCUAGUCUGGUCAUUUAUUUUUAUCCUAAAUUGAAAAUAGCAGAUCCCAUCAUUACUAUUGUCUUCUCAAUUAUUAUAUUGGUUACCACUUUAACAAUUUUGAAAGAUAUCAUGUUAGUAUUAAUGGAAGGUGUUCCUAAACAUAUUUCAUUAACUGAAGUCCAUAAUGUCUUAUUUUCAAUUCCUGAGAUUUCUCAUAUUCAUGAUCUUAGAAUGUGGUCUUUGACUUUGGAAAAAGUUGCUUUGUCAGCUCAUGUUGUUAUUAAGAGUGGGACAAACUCUAAUGAAAUUCUAAAAAAAGCUACAGCAUUAAUCAAUGAAAAUAUUAAUGAUAUUUUUGAAAUAACACUGCAAAUUGAAGAAGAAUUAGAAGAAAAUUUGUGA